CAGCCAACAAUCUGUUUCAUUGCUGCUGCUAGUGUAUAUCAGCUACUUUUACCCAACAACAUGGCUAAAAUACUACAAAUCAUGACAGUUUUAACAAUCGCUUGCAACAUAUUACAAGUUGGCACAACAACGGCAGAUACAAGAAAAUCUACCACCGAAACGCAGCUCCCGUCAAGCACAGCUUCGAGGUCCACCGAUUCUACCAGCGUGACUUUUCUUGCAAGCACACCAACUUCAGCUUCGACUGAAACAAAUCCAACAAGCAGGACAUCUACUGAAACAAGCCUCCAUCCAACAUCCACAUCUUCACAGUCACACACAUCGUCACAUGACAAAAUCACCAGCACUGACCAAACCAAAACAGAUUCAGUGUCCAGUCAGAGUAGUGGAACUACUACAUUAAGGUCAACUGAACUUGUUUCAGUAAUACCUAGCCUAUCAUCUACUGAAGAUCCUGGUAAAUCUCCUGUUUCGCCAGAAAAAGUGAAUACAACCCAGAGUUCAGGUACUGUUACAGCAUCCAGUAAUACAGGAGACAGCUUGGCGAAGAACCCAGGCCUUGUGGCCAUUCUAUGCAUUUUCUUUAUAAUUUUGGCUUUGUUGUGUGUGAUUAUGAUCGCCAAGCUCAUCAGCAGCCAAAAAAGCUCACAGUUUGAAAGGCUGGAUGAGGUUCCUAUGAACAAGAUGAACGAGGAUGCACCAUUUGCUCGAUACCCUCCAAAAUAAACAAGACAUUACAAUGUGGAACAGGCAUUAUGGAUGGAGUGCCAAAUUCCCUACUUCAUAUCAGACAUGAAUUAAGAAAGAUAAACAAUUGCAUAUAAAUUCUAUUUUAAGAUAUUUUAUUAUCUGAAUAAGCCUGUUUAAUUAAUUCAAAUGAUCUGAGUGCUUGAAAGAGAAAGAGAGAAAGCAUGGGUGUGUGCAUGUGUAGGAGAGCAUGUGGGUUAACAACUGAGUCAUUUCUCUUUAUUUUUUUGGCUUAAAUUUUUGCCCACUCUACUGUUCAUUCACUAACUUGAAACUAUUUUGUGUUAUAAGUACAAGAGGUGAUAAAACUAUAAAUAAUAUUGCACAUGCUUCCCCGUAGCUUUGAUGAGUUUUAUGUACUUUAAACCUAGUAAGAAACUAUUGUUCUUAUAUGAUCAAUAAUCAGUAUAUUAUGUAAUAAUCAAUACAUUAUUUAGGGUGGCAUUACCCCCUGACAUUUCCAGGGUCCCUGAUUUCAGUUCACUAGCUAUGCAGAGUUUCUAAUGUUCUUAUAUUGUGCACAUUAACUUCCUCUAGGGGGCUCUGUUUUUCUCCCAACUUACAUAGAAGUGCCAAUGAGUGGAUCAAUUACUCUGCAUAACCCCUAAUUGUGAAUGUGUGUGCAUGGCACCAUGUAAUAUCCCAUCCUCACCUUACACACAGCUUCCCUGAGAUAGACACUAUCUCCAUUUCAGUCCUGAUUAGGAUACACUGCUUAAUGAAGAUGAAUGAAUGAAUGAAUAGUUGCAUAAAUUGGAGACCCAAAUGGAAAAUGGAAGCAUAUUAUGUAAGCUCUAGGACUGAUAUUUAUUAUAAAAACACUACAUUCUCUUCUGGGCAUACUAAUCAUUUAAAUAGACACUCUAGCACAUUGGCAGCACAGUGGCGUAGUGGUUAGCUCUUGUGUUCUUACACCACCAGGAUCAAGGCUAUGCUCCUGUAUGUUAUAAGUUUGCAUGUUCCCCCUGUGCUUGAUAGGUUCCCUCCCACAGUCCAAAUACCUGCAGAUUAGACUAAUUAAAAUUGACAACCAAGACUCAAUUUAUUAUUAUUUCUUUACUCUAUUUUGCUCAUUAGUAAAAAAAAUUAACUACAUUUAUGUUUAUGGCAUUUAGCAGACACACUUCUCUAGAGCAACUUGCAUGUUUAUUACAUUAUGUAUCCGAGUAAUUAAUUUAUAUCUAUAAAUAAUAUAUUUCUUUAAAGUAGCUU
This is a messenger RNA of Clarias gariepinus (North African catfish), 1959 nucleotides long. Its product is annotated as putative protein TPRXL. The record is from RefSeq and is a predicted model, not a curated record. The coding region runs from base 61 to 726 and encodes 221 amino acids. Lineage: Eukaryota; Metazoa; Chordata; Actinopteri; Siluriformes; Clariidae. The transcript is spliced from 4 exons.